Molecule: messenger RNA, 801 nt
Organism: Naegleria lovaniensis
Lineage: Eukaryota; Heterolobosea; Eutetramitea; Acrasida; Naegleriidae
Exons: 1
Coding region: 1-801 (266 amino acids)
Biological process (GO): NAD+ biosynthetic process
Molecular function (GO): nicotinamide-nucleotide adenylyltransferase activity; nicotinate-nucleotide adenylyltransferase activity
Source: RefSeq, a predicted model, not a curated record
AUGUCUCAACACGCCUACCUCUUUCCGUCUCACAAACUUCAAGCACUUCCCACUACAGCCAACAACAACGGAUCAAUCAUCCUCAUUGCAUGUGGAAGUUUCAAUCCUAUCACCAAUUCACACCUCCGAAUGUUUGAAACAGCUCGGGACUAUCUCCAAAACGAAGAAAAGCUCUCCGUAUUGGGAGGUUUCAUCUCUCCAGUUCAUCAGGACUAUGCUAAAAGAAAGCCAACACUUAUAGAGGCUCAUCAUCGAGUGGAAAUGUGUAAAUUGGCUGUCUCUGAUUCGGAUUGGGUGGAUAUUGAUUUGUGGGAAGUGAAUCAAAACGAAUACAGUCGAACUUUAUUUGUGUUAAAACAUUUCACCGAGGAAAUUGAAAAGCUUUAUUCUCCUGAGAGUUGUUUGCAACAUCAAGUGAGAAUCAUGUUAUUGUGUGGAGCUGAUUUAUUAGAAUCUUUUGUGAAACCAGGUGUUUGGAUUCCAGAACAAGUGGAAUAUAUUCUUUCAACAUAUGGUGUGUGUUGUAUUGAAAGAGAUGGAAUUUCAAUUUCGAAAAUAAUUUUUGAACACGAUGUUUUGUACAAACACAGAAAAAACAUUCAUGUCAUACCAGAAUGGAUUAUCAAUGAUGUGAGCUCAACAAAAGUGAGACAACUUGUCAGAAGAAAUCACUCGAUCAAGUAUUAUGUUGCUGACAAGGUAGCUGAGUACAUCAAGAAUCAUCAAUUGUAUUUGGCUGAACAAACUUCAACCAAUUCUACGAAUAGUCAUGCAGUAGUAUUUGAAAAUAAACAAUUAUAA